AUGCCCAGGGCCAGCGCGCUCUGGGCCCCGGUUUCACCGCUGCUGCCGCCCCUGGUGCUGCUCCUGUGCGCGCUGCCUCGCGGUGCCGGGGUGCUGGAGGAGCGCGCGGACGCCGUCCCGGACUACGCGGCUGCGGGAGGCGAGGAGGGCGCGGACCCGCAGCCCGAGCGGUACCACGACCCGUGCAAAGCUGCUGUGUUCUGGGGGGACAUUGCUCUGGAUGAAGAUGAUCUGAAGCUGUUUCACGUCGACAAGGCCCAAGGCUGGACCAAGCCACCAGGGGAGGACGUGGGACAUAGCACUGGUGGGCUUGGAGAACAGCCAGCCGAGAACUGGCCGAACACCACUGCCUCGAAUUCCAGCGGCCACCAAGCUAGAAAGGGUGGCAAGGAGGAUGACGGACUUCCUUCCAGCCCUGAGACCUUGAAUGCCGCAGCCCAGACCUUCUCUGCCCGGGUCCGAAGAGCCACAACUUCCAGGACAGAGAGGAUCUGGCCUGGAGGGGUCAUCCCCUAUGUCAUUGGAGGGAACUUUACUGGCAACCAGAGAGCCAUUUUUAAACAGGCCAUGAGACACUGGGAGAAGCACACCUGUGUGACCUUCGUCGAGAGGACUGAUGAGGAGAGCUUUAUUGUGUUCAGUUACAGGACGUGUGGGUGCUGCUCCUACGUGGGGCGCCGAGGACCAACCCAUAUGGUCAGCCCCGACACCAGUGAGUGCGCGCCCCCUUCAGGGAGCAGCAAGUUCAUGCUGCAAAAGGAUGUAGAGCCAGACAGUCCUGACUUUUCUUCCUCUCUCUUUUUUUCUUUCUGUAGAGGAGUUUUCUUAGACACCAUCCUUCCCCGUCGAGACGACAAUGGCAUCCGGCCAACCAUUGGCCAGCGUGUGCGGCUCAGCCAGGGAGACAUAGCCCAAGCUAGGAAGCUGUACAAAUGCCCAGUGUGUGGGGAGACCCUGCAGGACACAACAGGCAACUUUUCUGCACCUGGCUUCCCCGGCGGCUACCCCUCGUACUCCCACUGCGUCUGGAGGAUCUCCGUCACUCCAGGGGAGAAGAUCGUCCUAAACUUCACAUCCAUGGACUUGUUUAAGAGCCGUCUGUGCUGGUACGAUUAUGUGGAGGUCCGGGAUGGAUACUGGCGGAAAGCCCCCCUGCUGGGGAGGUUUUGUGGUGAUAAAGUCCCCGAGCCCCUGGUCUCCUCAGACAGCCGGCUCUGGGUGGAGUUCCGCAGCAGCAGCAACAUCCUGGGCAAAGGGUUCUUCGCCGUGUAUGAAGCUACAUGUGGAGGAGACAUUAACAAAGAUGCUGGCCAGAUCCAAUCUCCCAACUACCCAGAUGACUACAGGCCUUCCAAGGAAUGUGUGUGGAGGAUCACGGUGUCGGAUGGGUUUCAUGUGGGACUCGCCUUCCAAGCAUUUGAGAUUGAGAGGCACGACAGCUGCUCGUAUGACUACCUGGAGAUUCGUGACGGCCCCACAGAGGAGAAUGCUCUGAUCGGCCGCUUCUGCGGCUACGAGAAGCCGGAGGAUGUGAAGUCCAGCUCGAACAUGCUGUGGGUGAAGUUUGUGUCUGAUGGCUCCAUCAGCAAAGCAGGCUUUGCGGCCAGUUUUUUCAAAGAGGUGGACGAGUGCGCCUGGCCAGACCACGGCGGAUGUGAGCAGCGCUGUGUGAAUACGCUCGGCAGCUACAAGUGUGCGUGUGACCCUGGCUAUGAGCUGGCUGCUGAUAAGAAGGCAUGCGAAGUGGCCUGCGGCGGCUUCAUCACCAAGCUGAACGGAACCAUCACCAGCCCCGGGUGGCCGAAGGAGUACCCCAUGAACAAGAACUGUGUCUGGCAGGUGGUGGCCCCCGCGCAGUUCCGCAUCUCCCUGCAGUUUGAAGUGUUUGACCUGGAAGGCAAUGAUGUCUGUAAGUACGACUUUGUGGAGGUACGCAGCGGCCUGUCCCCUGAAGCCAGGCUGCAUGGCAAAUUCUGUGGCUCCGAGAUGCCUGACGUCAUCACCUCCCAGAGCAACAACAUGCGCGUGGAGUUCAAAUCCGACAACACCGUCUCCAAGCGUGGCUUCCGGGCCCACUUCUUCUCAGACAAGGAUGAGUGCGCCAAGGACAACGGUGGCUGCCAGCAUGAGUGUGUCAACACGCUCGGAAGCUACCUGUGCCAGUGUCUGCAUGGCUCCCGGCUCCAUGACAACGCGCAUGACUGCAAGGAGGCGGGCUGUGUACACAAGAUCAGCGAUGCAGAGGGGACCCUGGCGAGCCCCAGCUGGCCUGACAAGUACCCGAGCCGGAAGGAGUGUACCUGGAACAUCUCGUCCACAGCAGGCCACAGGGUGAAGCUCGUGUUCAACGAGUUUGAGAUUGAGCAGCACCAGGAAUGUGCCUAUGACCACCUGGAGGUGUACGAUGGCCCCGACAGCCUCGCGCCUGUGCUCGGCCGGUUCUGUGGCAGCACGAAGCCAGAGCCAGUGGUGGCCUCAGGCAGCAGCCUGUUCCUGAGGUUCUAUUCGGAUGCCUCGGUGCAAAGGAAGGGCUUCCAGGCAGUGCAUAGCACAGAGUGUGGGGGCAGGCUGAAGGCUGAAGUGCAGACCAAGGAGCUGUACUCCCAUGCCCAGUUUGGGGACAACAACUACCUGGCCCAGGCCCACUGUGAGUGGGUUAUAGUGGCGGAGGACGGCUAUGGUGUGGAGUUGAUAUUCCAGGCCUUUGAAGUGGAGGAGGAGGCUGACUGUGGCUAUGACUACAUGGAGGCAUUUGAUGGCUACGACAGCUCAGCUCCGAGGCUUGGCCGCUUCUGUGGCUCUGGGCCAUUAGAAGAACUCUACUCGGCAGGGGAUUCCCUGAUGAUCCGGUUCCACACUGAUGACACUAUCAACAAGAAAGGCUUUCACGCUCGGUACACCAGCACCAAGUUCCAGGACGCUCUGCACGUGAAGAAAUAAUGCCACAGUCCUAGACAGACAGGAACUGAGAGUGUUCUUACAAUAGCACCUUGAAAAUCAGCCCUAAAGCAAGUGUAUAGUGUUCUUGUGAAGCAAAACCUCGCAGUCCAGCCUGGAAGGCGUGUACGGAGAUGAGAGGACGUGUGUGGCCAACACGAAGGAGGGUGAUGCUCUUUUGGUUCCAGCUGCGAAGGUAUCCAUAUGGGCUUCUGAAGAAGAUGAAGGUUAAAGCUGCUGACUAUUCAAGCUAUGCUUGUUUCUACCCAUUGCUGUCCCUUGCUCUUGUGGGGCAAAAGGCUGGCCCUGGGGCUGGCCAUUUCUCUAUUGUGAAUGUGCUUCCAUAGGUGCCAGGCAAUGUGACCGUAUCCUGGAGACAGACUGCCUUCUGUCUACACUGGGCAGUGAGGACACAAGCCUGGUGGUGGCCAAUGUGCCACAGCUUUGUCUGGAAACUUCUGCUUUCUCUCUGCCGGGAUGUAUUAGCUGAGAAACCUGAGAAUGUGGACUUCAGGAUGACAAGCAGCCCCGUAAGCAGCGCGCAGAGGCAUCUUCGAGCGCAAGAGUCAUUGUUGUGAACUUGGAAGGCCUUACAGCUUUGCUCUGCAGCACUUGUCCCCUUGUCCCCUUGGUGGCUCCCUUCACUUAACUGCAUUGAGGAGCUAAGGUGUCCGUCCACAUGGAUUUUAGCAGGAUACUGGCUGGCGAGAAACCUCAGUGCGCUGGGGAGGAGACAUCCUGGCUCAUCGCAGCAUUCUCUUGCUUGCUGACUUUGAGAAGACGCCAGUGUGCCCGGGGCUCCCGGGCUCUAAAGAACCUCGGUGAGGAGGCGCCUGCCGCGGGGCCUCCUGACAGCCCGUGCACACUGCAUCAGCCAACGUGCGAAGACCUCUUACAAGGGCCAGUCGGGUCCCUUGUGGGGUGAACACUUUCAUUCUAAGUUAUGUAAGAAUCCUCACCUUGUGGAACAAGUCAACCCUUGACUAACUAACUCCCUGUAAUCAAACAGGCUAAAGAGAACAUUGCUAACCUUGCUCGGAUUAACUGUACUCGGUCAGCACCUUGGAAUCAGGAUUCACGACGCUCAGCACUUGUUCUCGGGCCGUGUAGAGGAUAAUGUUUACAUAACUUUAGUACCUCA
This is a messenger RNA of Octodon degus (degu), 4078 nucleotides long. RefSeq names its product tolloid like 2 (gene Tll2). Gene Ontology annotation, biological process: proteolysis. The coding region runs from base 1 to 2940 and encodes 979 amino acids. Gene Ontology annotation, molecular function: calcium ion binding; zinc ion binding; metalloendopeptidase activity. The record is from RefSeq and is a predicted model, not a curated record. Lineage: Eukaryota; Metazoa; Chordata; Mammalia; Rodentia; Octodontidae. The transcript is spliced from 21 exons.